AUGGAGGCUUCUCUGGGAUCGCUACAGAACAAUGAUUUAAGCUCUGUCCUGUCGUCAUGUGAGCCAGAGUUGCAAGAACUGAUGCGACAGAUUGACAUUAUGGUCAAUCAUAAGAAGAACGAGUGGGAGGCUGCGAUGCAGGCAAUGGAACUACGCCUGCAAACAGGAGAACGUGAGCUUUUGUCCUCAAGGAGUCUUGUUGAGCAGAAGGACUUGGAGAUUGGAUUGCUUCAAAAACAACUAGAUGAUUUGCAUACUAGAAGACAAGAGAUGGUUGCCAGUUAUGAACAACAGCUACAAAAUGUCAGAGAUGAGUUAACUAAAUUAAAGCGGCUCAAUCAGAGGCACCAACGGAAACAGCUUAAGGAGGCCAGCGGCGGAGCAAGGAAUAAAGAGGGGGAACAUUCAGAGGUGACAAACUGCAGUAACAAAGUUGAGGAAAAUCACAAGCGCUCUUCAGAGUGGGAGCAGCAGAGGGUCCAGUAUCAGGAACAGCUGAUGUCACUUGGAGCCCAAAAGAGGGACCUGGAAGAAGUGUUAACAAACACGACAUUCCAAGGGGCAUCCUGGCAAAAGGAAAGGGAGGAUGAGGACUGCUGUUUAAAGCUGCAGCAGCUGCAUACCCAGCUAGAGAAGACUCAGGGCAUCCUUCACUCCCAGCAGCUUGAGCUGGAGCGCCUCCGAUCCCUGCAGGUGCUCGUAGAGGCAAAGGACGAGCUUCAUGCCACCCCAGACACCCACAAAAUGUUUGCGCAAAGGACUGGUCUUAAUCAGCAAAUGCUACACAAUGAGAUUGCUAGACUUAACCAAAGAUUGCAAGCUAAAGAUCAAGUAAUUGGUUCUCUGGAAGACUGUCUGGUAGCCCGAGGGUAUUCUGGUGUGAUCGUUCUCAGGCAGGAUCUGGAGAAGAUGGUAACAAAGCUGCAUUGUGCCAAUACCUCUGAGGUUCAACUCAAGGCUGAAAUAGCACAACUCAAAGACAGACUAGAGAUAGAGAGCAGACAUAAAGCAGACCACACCAAAAGGGGGCAAGAACUGAAGCGCAGCCGAGAGGUGCAUGAUUGCACUGUCACAGAGAUGAAAAAGGGUACCCAGGUGCAGUUGGAGAUGAUGAAGGCAGAGAACCAACAUUUGCGUGGCCUACUGGAGAGAUUGGAGCCUCGAUCACCCAAGAAGGGGGAUUCUUCGCCAGCAUCCCUUAGGGAAAGCUAUGUGUCAUCUGUGAGCAGCCUGGAGCAGGAGAAUAGGCAACUAAGGAAAGAACUGGCUGACAUGUAUGCCUGCUUUGAGACCUCCACUAAGUCUUGGCAGGACAAAUAUGAAAGAGCUCUGCAAAACCUGGCCAAGACCACUCCACUCCACUCUAUACAGGACAGGAAUGAAGAUGCCAGACCACACAAACACAAGGAGGAGAUGGAGGCCAUGAAAGCUAAGCUGCAGGAGAACACCAGUCACUAUGAGGGAGAGAUCCAACGGCUCCUUAAAUUGCUGGAGUCCCUCUCCCAUUCCACUAGCCAACGGUAUUGUGACUCCGUCCGAGACAACAAAUCUAUUUCACCAGCCUCCUCCUCCUGUUCCUCGUACUCCUCCAACACAGGGAGAAGAUCCAAGGAAAACUCGGUACCUUCUGCUAUUCCUAGUGAUUUGUUUGCUGAGGGUCAGAGCAUCAGUUCUGAGAAGGCUUUGAACCUACCGGCCAGAGAAGACCUCAUGCCAUUGGAAGGAUCAACAAUGUCACCCACAGACAGCGUGGUGUCUCGCUUCAUGGAGGAGGAGACCUUGCGUUCUCAGGAACUACUCCAAAGGCUAGACAUCCACAUCCAGGGAAUGAGAGAGGAGAAUGACAAAACUGUGUUGAAAUACCAACACCAUCUCUUAGUGCCUCGCCCUGAACAGACCCGCCAGUCACAGAACAGUCAAUGAUGAGCUCUACUGUUACUCAUGAUUAGGUUUGUCAUUCUGCUAAGUUUAUUAGUAUCUAGAGAAAUUAACAGAAAAGCUGCAUGAGAGACAAGAGGGGAUGGAAUGUGGCAUGGGUUGCAUGCUUGACUUUAAAAUCACAAGUGUUUCAAUUGUGCCCUCUUGGCUCAGUUUCAUAGUCUUCCUCGUCAAAUCUCUUUUCUAAGCACUUUGCACAGCUACACCUUGAAUAGAGGAUGGUAGUCCAGGGCCAUUUCUGUUCUUUGAAGUUUUUUCUGAAGUAAAUUACUGUUUGUAUUGUCUUUCUAUUACACUCUCCUUUUCUGUCAUUUGUAUUUGAAUUACCUGUAUGUAAUUACCUGUAAACUGUGCUCUUUAUUGUGUUUGUAAUUGAGACUAAUUUGUGUUGAGUUGUCUGACAGGUUUUAAAUAUUGGUGGUUUUUCUGAUGCUAUCAGAUAUCCAUAGUACAACGUAUCAAACUUGUUUUUGCUUCAGGUUUUCUUAGAGAAUCCUGGACAUGACUAAAUCAUCUCACUAUUACUCUUGUCACUAAGGAUGCUGGUUGUGCAUGCUCUAUUUUCCUCGGAUAGCGCUUUUUUUUCUUCUUUUUUUUUUGUGAAUACGUGCCUUGCAUUUGACCAAAGCUCUGAAAAAAGAAUGUUGUAAUGAGCCAAGGGAGUCAUUAUCCUCUCUGUGCCAUGAAUGGAAAAGCCAUCAAAUAUGCCCAUCCCUGUCCAGAGAUCCCAGGGAGCAGAAGGGGAGAGAGGACUGUUCAUAGCUGCCCUCAUUUUCUUAGCUACCAUCUCCCAAGUCCCCUUUGUCAGCUCUGGACAGCAUCUAGUAGAGACCCUUGCAAAGUUCUAGUGGAGGAGGAAUGUGAGCACCAUGCCAAUGCAGUGAUGAGCCUCCCCCACAACCUGCCUCUUGCUCAUCAUGAGAGAGCUUAUGGAAUGUUAAUAUCAACCAUGUGGGACAUUGAAUUUCAGGAACGCUGAAAGGCCAGAAAGGGGAACUGUCUUGUGUUUUAUUGAUGUCCUAAUACAGGAGGCACUAAUAAUAUGAAGAUGUGAAAUGAAGGGGUAAGAAACAUGUCUGUAGAUGAGGUGAUUAUGGAAAUAUGUGCAGGCAGUCCUCUUUCCAGUGGGUUUUGCCUUGGUAUGUGUUAAACAACAUUACAAAGAAUGCAAGUCUUAAUAAUAAAGAACGAGGAAUUUGGCAGGGAAGACAUUCCUCUCUCUGUG
Molecule: messenger RNA, 3163 nt
Organism: Lampris incognitus (smalleye Pacific opah)
Lineage: Eukaryota; Metazoa; Chordata; Actinopteri; Lampriformes; Lampridae
Gene: cep63
Product: centrosomal protein 63
Exons: 13
Coding region: 1-1923 (640 amino acids)
Biological process (GO): centriole replication; de novo centriole assembly involved in multi-ciliated epithelial cell differentiation
Cellular component (GO): centriole
Source: RefSeq, a predicted model, not a curated record